CUCAUUUCGUUUGUCUCAUUCAUCUUAAUUGAUAUAUGUCUCAAAUCAAUCAACCUUAUUUCAUUUCGAUCCACAUCCCGUUUUCACAAAACAGAAAAUACAAAAGAUGAGGCCAUAUAGUGUGAUUCCUUCGCUUUUUCAGUUGACAAAUUGUAGGACCACUACCGUACUACUUCAUCAAAAUGUCAAAUAUUCACCAAAAAACAUUUACAAAUGUGAUAGUAAUAAAAAAGUUUGAUUCAGUGCCAAUAAUUGAUGCCUUUUAAUCCUUUCAAAUUAUUUAGUCGACCCCGAGUAAAUAAUACCAAAUUCUGGAACCCAAAUUUCUCAGGGCCAAUAUUACAAUUUACCACAAAAAUGUCUGGAUCACUCCACAAAGUUCCUAAAGUGGACAUUGAUAAAUCUGGAGUAUUCAAGUACAUCCUCCUGAAGGUUUAUGACCAAGAAGUUGAUGGAGUGGAACCUUCCACUAUUGUCUUAAGAGGAUAUAAGAGAUGCAACUAUCACUCUGAUAUAUAUGAUGAGGUACAAGGUAAAUUAAUCCCCUUUGAUUGUGAGCCUUGGGGUGGUGGUAGAAUAUCUCAUGAUCCAGACAAUAAGAAGAUACACAUCUAUGGAUACUCUCAGGCCUAUGGAAAGGCAGACCAUGAGGAGGCAGCCAAACUAAUCAAGAAUGCAUAUCCAGAUUACACAAUCACAAUCAGUGAUGAAGGAUACUAAUAAUUACUGAUGCAUGAUUUUUUUUGUACAUUUAUUAAAAUUAUAAAUUGUUUGUAAAAAGGGA
Molecule: messenger RNA, 784 nt
Organism: Bombyx mandarina (wild silkworm)
Lineage: Eukaryota; Metazoa; Arthropoda; Insecta; Lepidoptera; Bombycidae
Product: 14 kDa phosphohistidine phosphatase
Biological process (GO): peptidyl-histidine dephosphorylation
Cellular component (GO): cytosol
Molecular function (GO): protein histidine phosphatase activity
Source: RefSeq, a predicted model, not a curated record